AUGAGAAUUUUAGUGGGAGUGAAGCGAGUGAUCGACUAUGCCGUAAAGGUUAGGGUAAAACCAGACAAAACUGGAGUAGUCACAGAAAAUGUGCAGCAUAGUAUGAACCCUUUUGAUGAGAUUGCUUUGGAAGAAGCUGUAAGGAUGAAGGAGAAGAAGCUAGCAAAAGAGGUCGUUGCCGUUUCUAUGGGAGGACCGAAAUGCCAAGAAGUAUUACGAAACGCUCUUGCCAAAGGUGCAGAUAAGGCUAUUCAUAUUGAGACCACGGAUGCUGAGGUCCCAAUGCUGGAGCCACUUCAUGUCGCCAAAGCUCUCCAGAAAAUUGUUGAGAAAGAGAAAUUCGAUGUAGUUUUUCUUGGGAAGCAGGCGAUAGAUGACGAUGCCGGUCAAACGCCACAACUUCUUGCUGGUUUAUUAGAAUGGCCGCAAGCCUUGUACGCCAGCAAGGUCGAGAAAGCAGAUGACACUCACUUGCAAGUAUCAAGAGAAAUUGAUGGAGGUAUGGAUGUUGUGAAGAUCAAACUUCCGGCGGUUAUAUCAGCAGAUCUUCGUUUGAAUGAGCCUCGAUAUGCAACUUUGCCAAACAUAAUGAAAGCCAAAAAGAAGCCGAUGACAAAAAUGACAAUGAAGGACCUCGGGAUCGAUCUCAAGCAACAAACGAAACUUUUAGAGGUGACGGAGCCUCCAGUCCGAAAGGCUGGUGGAUUUGUUCCGGAUGUACCCACACUUAUAGAAAAACUCAAGGAAAAAGGUUUCAUCAAGUCUUAGGUGCUGCUCAUAUUCUACACAGAUGAAUGAAUUGCGAUAUUGUAAUUUUGCAACCUCGGACA
Cylicocyclus nassatus is the source of this 830-nucleotide messenger RNA. The record is from the annotation of a GenBank genome assembly. NCBI's taxonomy places the organism in Eukaryota, Metazoa, Nematoda, Chromadorea, Rhabditida, Strongylidae.